This is a messenger RNA of Lachnellula hyalina, 2478 nucleotides long. RefSeq names its product putative beta-glucosidase I. Bases 1 to 2478 code for a protein of 825 amino acids. Gene Ontology annotation, molecular function: beta-glucosidase activity. The transcript is spliced from 7 exons. Lineage: Eukaryota; Fungi; Ascomycota; Leotiomycetes; Helotiales; Lachnaceae. The record is from RefSeq and is a predicted model, not a curated record. Gene Ontology annotation, biological process: glucan catabolic process.
AUGACAGCAACGGUUGACGUGGAAGCUUUGCUCGUCAAGCUCAACAAUGUGGAAAAGGUUGCCCUACUAGCAGUUCCUCUACCCAAGCAUGGUGUCCCUAAAAUCAGAGUAUCGGACGGACCGAAUGGUGUACGAGGCACCACUUUCUUCAAUGCUACUCCAGCUGCGUGCUUCCCUUGCGGUACCGCUCUCGGAGCAACUUGGGAUAUCGAACUCCUCCGCAAAGCAGGCAAUGUGAUGGCCCAUGAAGCCAGGGCUAAAGGGACCCACGUGAUUUUAGGUCCUACUAUCAACAUGCAGCGUUCUCCUCUAGGAGGCAGAGGCUUCGAAAGUAUUAGCGAAGAUCCUGUUCUCGCGGGUCUUGGUGCUGCUGCCUUAGUCAAUGGUAUUCAAGAUGAUGACAUUAUUGCUACCAUCAAGCAUUUUGUCUGUAAUGACCAAGAGCAUGACCGGAAUGGGACGGAUGCUAUCAUUACAGAUAGGGCAUUGAGAGAGAUUUACUGCUUGCCAUUUCAGUUGGUCAUCAGAGACUCCAAGCCUGGAUGUUUCAUGACUGCUUACAACAAAAUCAAUGGUCUCCAUGUCAGUGAGAAUCCCAAGAUCCUCCAGACUAUUCUCAGAGAGGAGUGGGGCUUCGAUGGUUGUGUAAUGAGCGAUUGGUGGGGAACAUAUUCAACAUCCGGGUCAAUCAAAGCAGGUCUUGAUCUAGAAAUGCCAGGAGCCACAAAAUGGCGAGGCGAGACGCUGGUUCAGGCCGUUGGUGUCAACAAAGUACCACAGCACAUUCUUGACGAGCGGGUUCGAAACGUUUUGAAUCUCAUAAACCGUUGUGCUAUUGCCAAUAUCCCUGAAAAUGCGGAAGAAAAGACUGCGGAUACGCCGGAAACAGCCGCUCUACUAAGGAAAAUUGGUGCUGAUUCUAUUGUCUUGAUGAAGAAUGACGACAAAGUACUACCUCUGUCCAAAGAGAAGAAGACUCUUGUUAUUGGCCCCAAUGCUAAAAUUUCAGCUUAUCACGGAGGUGGCUCAGCAGCACUUCGAGCCUACUAUGCUGUCACACCAUUUGAGGGUAUCAGUGCCCAGCUGACCUCACCGCCCGAAUAUACAGUUGGCUGCUACGCCCACAAGGAGUUGCCACUCAUCGGCAGCAUUCUCAAGACCGACAAAGGAGAACCAGGUGUAUCAUUCCGAGCCUACAAUGAGCCACCGUCAGUCAAGAACCGCGAGAUCGCUGAUGAGCUUCUCCUAACCAAGACUGAGUUAUUGAUGAUGGACUAUGAAUGCUCGAGAUUCAAGAGCCCCAUGUGGUGGGCUGAUAUCGAAGGCUAUCUUACCGCCGAAGAAGAUUGUGACUUUGAGUUUGGUCUAGGUUGUUUUGGAACGGCUAAGCUGUUUGUUAACGACAAGUUACUUAUUGACGAUGAGACGACGCAGACGAAAGGAACAAUGUUUUUCAACUGUGGGACUACUGAAGAGAAGGGUAUUUUGCCUAUGAAGAAAGGAGAAAAGUACCAUAUCAAGGUUGAAUUCGGCAGCGCGCCUUCAAGCAAAUUGGAUCCUGGAAGCUCUUUACUUUUCGGACAGGGUGCGGUGAGACUCGGUGGCGCGAAAGUCAUCAACGCAGAGGAAGAAAUCAAGCACGCAGCUACUCUGGCAAAGGAAGCUGAUCAAGUGAUCAUCUGUGCCGGUCUUAAUGCCGAUUGGGAAGGCGAAGGCGCAGACAGAGAAAACAUGGACCUUCCCGGCAAGAUGAACGACCUUGUCACGGCCGUCGCCGCAGCCAACCCUUCUACAGUUGUAGUAAUGCAAUCCGGGACCCCCGUCUCCAUGCCCUGGGCUUCCUCCAUUAAAGCCAUGAUUCAUGCAUGGUAUGGCGGCAACGAGACCGGUAACGCCAUGGCCGACAUCUUGUUCGGAAACGUUAAUCCGAGCGCCAAACUCCCGCUCAGCUUCCCAGUCCGUUUACAAGAUAACCCUGCAUUCUUGAACUACAGAACGGAGAAGGGACGGACGCUCUACGGCGAAGACGUCUAUGUGGGAUACAGGUGGUAUGAGAUGCUCGACCUGCCUGCUCUAUUCCCGUUCGGUCAUGGACUCUCUUACACAACCUUCUCUGUAUCCGACUUGGAGGUCGAGAAGACGGACAAGGAUCUCAACGUUACCGUCAAGGUUACCAACACCGGCGAUGUAUCAGGCGCGGAAGUGGUACAAGUCUAUGUUGCGCAGAAGAGCCCCAGCAUCAAGCGCCCAGUGAAGGAAUUGAAGGGCUUCAGGAAAGUGUGGUUGGGAAAAGGAGAGAGCAAAGCUGUGAAAGUUCCAAUUGAAGUCAAGUAUGCGGCGAGCUUUUGGGACGAGGUUAGAAAUGCUUGGGUGAUGGAGAAAGAUGAGUAUGCGGUGCUGGUUGGGACUACGAGCAAGGAGGUCCCUCUGAAGGAGACUUUCACCGUGGAGAAGACAAGUUGGUGGAAUGGUAUCUAG